Messenger RNA from Funneliformis caledonium, 900 nucleotides. The record is from the annotation of a GenBank genome assembly. Lineage: Eukaryota; Fungi; Glomeromycota; Glomeromycetes; Glomerales; Glomeraceae.
AUGACGCAAAAAAAUUCGAAUAGUUCAGUGCAUUAUUAUGAAGAUGGUGAUAUUCUAGUAACGGUGCAAGAUGUGACAUUUCGAAUACAUAAAAACAUUUUAUCCAUAGCUUCAAAAGUAUUUCGUGAUAUGUUCACAUGCGCUAUAUCCUCAAAGGAAGACAUACCGAGUAUAAUUUUAACCGAUACAUCAUCAACAAUAUUCGAAAAUUUAUUAUCAUAUUUGUAUCCACAUAAAUUUAUACCUAUAACAUGGGAAAACAUUAUAGAAUUUUGUCAUUUGGCCGAUAAAUAUGAAUUCGUUAUGGUUAUUGAAGCGGCGGAUAAUUUUUUGAAAGCGCAUUUUCAAGAAAAACCGCUCAUUUCAUUGGUGAUGGCUGAUAGAUAUAGAUUUAAAUAUAUUUAUAAGGAAACGUCAAAAUUAAUAUUGGAUAAUUUAUUGGAAUAUAAGAAGGAACAAGAUUUCAAAAAACUUUCAAGCGAUACAAGGUGUGCUUUGAUGGAAAAAUAUUUAGAUUUCGUUCUAGCUGUAUCAUCAUUUCAAGAUCUGAAGCAUCAAUAUGAUUAUCAACACGCUUGUGAGAAAAAUCCGCAUCUGUAUACGGUCUGUUUAAAUAAACAAAAAACUACACAAUUAUAUGAAGAAUUUUUUAAUGGUAUGCAAUUGGAUCCAACGAAAUCCCCUUCGAUAAAUUUAAACCUUUUCUUGGAAUAUUGCAGGAGAUUCAAAAAGAAAAAUGAACAAUUAAAUCAAUGUAGUAUUUAUUUUAUUCAAAAUUAUUUAAUCAGUAAAAUUGUUAAAUACUUGUUUUCUGGUGAUAUAAAAGCUGUUGAUACAUUGGAAUGUGAAAAGGAUAAAGAAAAUGCUAGAUAUUAUUUAUUCAUAGAAUUAAAGGAUUGA